This is a messenger RNA of Toxotes jaculatrix (banded archerfish), 2638 nucleotides long. RefSeq names its product guided entry of tail-anchored proteins factor 3, ATPase (gene get3). Gene Ontology annotation, biological process: post-translational protein targeting to endoplasmic reticulum membrane. Bases 172 to 1197 code for a protein of 341 amino acids. Gene Ontology annotation, cellular component: GET complex. The record is from RefSeq and is a predicted model, not a curated record. Gene Ontology annotation, molecular function: ATP binding; ATP hydrolysis activity. The transcript has 7 exons. Lineage: Eukaryota; Metazoa; Chordata; Actinopteri; Toxotidae.
ACAGACCACAAAAACUAUUUUUGUUACAACUCCCCGUGUUUGUCAUAUUUCCAUUUCAAAUCACUGACAUAAUUCAAGUGUAGACUGUAGGCCAAAACUCCGAGUAUCAGUGAAGGCAGCAGUGUGGGUACAUCCCACCUGAGCUGUACGUUACAGUUGUACACAGACAAGAUGGCAGCUUCAUUGGAAGACGAAUUUGAAGAUGCGCCUGAUGUGGAGCCGUUAGAACCAACUCUGAAGAACAUUAUCGAGCAGAAAUCUUUGAAGUGGAUAUUUGUGGGUGGAAAGGGUGGUGUCGGUAAAACGACAUGUAGCUGUAGUUUGGCUGUCCAGCUGGCUGCGGUCAGGGAGAGCGUCCUCAUCAUCUCUACAGAUCCUGCCCAUAACAUCUCUGAUGCUUUUGACCAGAAGUUCUCAAAGGUGCCUACGAAGGUCAAGGGCUAUGACAACCUCUUUGCAAUGGAGAUUGAUCCAAGCCUGGGUGUGGCAGAGCUUCCUGAUGAGUUCUUUGAGGAGGACAACAUGCUCAGCAUGGGCAAGAAGAUGAUGCAGGAGGCCAUGAGUGCCUUCCCUGGUAUCGACGAGGCCAUGAGCUACGCAGAGGUCAUGAGGUUAGUGAAAGGAAUGAACUUCUCAGUGGUGGUGUUUGACACUGCCCCCACUGGCCACACACUGCGGCUGCUCAACUUCCCCACCAUUGUGGAGCGUGGACUGGGCCGCCUCAUGCAGAUCAAGAACCAGAUCAGCCCUUUCAUCUCCCAGAUGUGUAACAUGCUCGGUCUGGGUGACAUGAACGCAGACCAGCUCGCCUCUAAGCUCGAAGAGACCCUGCCCGUCAUCCGCUCAGUCAGUGAGCAGUUCAAAGACCCAGAACAGACCACCUUCAUCUGCGUGUGUAUCGCUGAGUUCCUCUCCCUGUAUGAGACAGAGCGGCUGAUCCAAGAGCUGGCCAAGUGCCGCAUCGACACGCACAACAUCAUCGUCAACCAACUUGUUUUCCCUGACGCAGAGCGGCCGUGUAAAAUGUGUGAAGCCCGCCAUAAAAUUCAGUCCAAGUAUUUAGACCAGAUGGAGGACCUUUAUGAAGAUUUCCACAUAGUCAAGUUACCGCUGCUGCCCCAUGAAGUUCGAGGUGCCGACAAGGUCAACACGUUCUCGAAGCAACUUCUGGAACCCUACAAACCCCCAAACAAGUGAUCUCUCUCCCUGCAGGACUUCCUCCCUGCCCACCCCCAUCCCCUCCGUACAGACCACACCUCUAUCUACAGUCUGAACUCACCUCCUCUGAGCCCCCUCCCUCUCCCUCUCCCCCCAACCAGCCUCAAACCCCACAGCAACAGCCUCAAGAAGAUCCACUCAGUCCUCAGCCCGUCAUCCAAAGCAGAGCACUUCUAUGGCACGACACACGCCCUUGAUGGAGAGCUGACAAAAUCCCAAACACACACAUACACACGCGUUCUGCUGUAUUGUUAGAUAAGGCAGUGCAGAUUUGUGCUGCCUUACUCUCACUUCUCUUGUCUUCAUAUGUGUACCAGCUAUCCCAACUUAAAGCAUUUAACUUUUUCUCCACAAAAAACCUCCCCCCCUCCUCCUCCUCCUGCUCCUUGUCCUCCUCCAUCCUACAGAGUGUUGAGCCUCAGAUGUGAAGACCACGAGUGUGUCCGGGUGACGGUGCUGUGUAUUCCAUAUUUCAGACGGUUGAUGUUUAUGCCUUGUGUAUUCUGUGUGGUUUGGUGGCUGUGUCUGUUCUCCGGUUUGACUUUUGACUAGAAUUUCACACAAACGCAUCUCUCACACACAUCGGGAAUUUCCAUCCAAAUUUCUACAGAUUCAGGGUGUGACGGCAGGGCAGUGAAAAAAGACACUUAAAAAAAAACAACAUCGAAAAAGAAAGUGGCCUGUGGUCUUUAGUAAUUUUUUUUGUUCUUGACCAAGACCAUCCUUCUUAUUGCAAUAAAGAAAACCGAAGCAGUCUAAAGUGUGUCUUUUACCAUUUGUCAAACCCUUAGACCUCCCCUCUCCAUGUGAUCAUGGUGUAAAUGCAGUUACCUAAUGUCAAUGAGAUUUUGAAUCGAGUCAAAUUGGGAGCGUUAUGUCUUCAAUGGCUAUGUUAUUGUUUGAACUAGACAGUCUUAAUGGCCUCUGUUAAAUAUUUUAGGCCACUGUGGUUGCUUCGGGUGGUACAGGGUUGGAGCCAGCACCAGUUUAGAGAUUUUAAGGCAAAAAUAUGUGAUAAGACUCAAAAACAAAUGCUCUUCUCUGUCAAACAUGUGUCCAUCCUGUUUACCUACAAGCUAUAUGGGAACACUAUUGAAAGACAUUAGUAGCCUUACUUAGUGCAUUGUUAAUUAAAACUAUAUUGAAUGUUUCUUGGUCAAACGUUGAACCAAUGAAUGGUGAGUAAAGCGUCCUUGUCCUAGUCAUUGAAGACUGGACUCUGAUUGGCUUCACCUGAUGCUUGUGUUUUGUUUCUCCAUCUCCCAACAGAAGGAUACAGAAAACAGGUUAAUACAUCCCCAAGCGAAAGCAUAAGUUCUCUUCUCCGUUACUGAAUGCUUUUGAGUCAAUGACAAGCUGUUUUCUAUACAUUUUCUUUAAGUUAUGUUGCAAGUGUUAAUUAAAACAAACUUGCCUCAGA